This is a messenger RNA of Malania oleifera, 957 nucleotides long. RefSeq names its product DNA-directed RNA polymerase subunit beta'-like. The transcript has 2 exons. The record is from RefSeq and is a predicted model, not a curated record. Gene Ontology annotation, molecular function: DNA-directed RNA polymerase activity; DNA binding. Gene Ontology annotation, biological process: DNA-templated transcription. The coding region runs from base 1 to 957 and encodes 318 amino acids. NCBI's taxonomy places the organism in Eukaryota, Viridiplantae, Streptophyta, Magnoliopsida, Santalales, Ximeniaceae.
AUGGGACUAAUGAUUGAGAAAGGUGGAAAAGGAGCAGGGGAAAAACAGGGGAGAACAUUUGCGGAAGGGUGGACCGAGAAUUUUCAAACCCUACUCCGCGUGCCAUGUAGGAGAGAGAAGAGUGCUGACAUGUGCACUCGAGGUGUCACUGCCACCACUACUCGCAUAAGCUUUAAUCCUACCUGCAAGGCGAGUCGGAGUCCUCCUACUCCACCUCCGAUUGUAUGGGAAAUACUUCAGGAAGUUAUGCAGGGGUGUCCGGUAUUGCUGAAUAGAGCACCUACUUUGCAUAGAUUAGGCAUACAGGCAUUCCAACCCAUUUUAGUGGACGAACGUGCUAUUUGUUUACAUCCAUUAGUUUGUAAGGGAUUCAAUGCAGACUUUGAUGGGGAUCAAAUGGCUGUUCAUGUGCCUUUAUCUUUGGAGGCUCAAGCAGAGGCCCGUUUACUUAUGUUUUCUCAUAUGAAUCUAUUGUCUCCAGCUAUUGUUGAUCCCAUUUCCGUACCAAGCCAAGACAUGCUUAUCGGACUCUAUGUAUUAACAAGCGGGAAUCGGCGAGGUAUUUGUGCAAAUAGGUAUAAUCCAUCUAAUUGCAGAAACUAUCAAAAUGAAAGAAUUUACGAUAAUAAUUAUAGGUAUACAAAAGAACCCCUUUUUUGUAAUUCCUAUGAUGCAAUCGGAACUUAUCGGCAGAAAAUAAUCAAUUUAGAUAGUUCUUUGUGGCUUCGGUGGCGACUAGAUCAACGCGUUAUUGCCUCAAGAGAAGCUCCCAUCGAAGUUCAUUAUGAAUCUUUGGGUACCUAUCAUGAGAUUUAUGGAGACUAUCUAAUAGUAAAAAGUUUCAAAAAAGAAAUUCUUUGUAUAUAUAUUCGAACCAUGGUUGGUCAUAUUUCUCUUUAUCGAGAAAUCGAAGAAGCUAUACAAGGGGUUUGUCAGGCCUGCUCAUAUGGUACCUAA